Messenger RNA from Neopsephotus bourkii (Bourke's parrot), 1579 nucleotides. RefSeq lists its product as uncharacterized. Lineage: Eukaryota; Metazoa; Chordata; Aves; Psittaciformes; Psittacidae. Gene Ontology annotation, cellular component: cytoplasm. The transcript is spliced from 10 exons. The coding region runs from base 560 to 1579 and encodes 339 amino acids. The record is from RefSeq and is a predicted model, not a curated record.
AUCCCCUGGCAGGGGCCAUCACUGACUCAUAACUGACACAUUGUUGAUGGCCCUGGCAACCGUAACCAGGGGACCGGCUGUGUUAGGGGACCCCAGCAUCCCCAGGCCAGUGCGGCUGCAGCAGUGGCUGAGUGCAUGGUGUGCACCCGGCAUCCCUGCGUGCUCAGCAGCCUUCAUACGAGGGGAGAGGCCCUGCACCGUGUCCAGGGCCUCCUGUGGAAGAGGAAAGAGCCUUCGAGUACCCGAGGGCCACGGGCUGUGCCCCGGGCCAGCCACAGGAUGGAGGCGAGAGACCCCCGCCAACCCAGGCUGGCCUGGGUGGAGGAGGACGAAGCUGGCCCGGCUCCCAGCUCCGGGCUGAAGUGCAAGGAGAUGCGUAAGGGUUCAUGCAUCUCAACCGUGCACAUGUCCAGCGAGGAAAAGAGCAUCCUCAAAACCAUCAAGGAGUCCAUCAGGAGCAGACCGAAGGUAUCCACGGCCACUUCCAUGCGGCUGCGCCUCUGUCUCCUGCACGGUCUUUGUGCCCCCGUCCCGUACUCAGAAGGUGCUGGGGGCUCUUAUGGACCCCAUCAGUCUCUCCCGCCUGACAAUGUCCAUCUGGCACCCCCCUGCCUGGCAGCAAGAAGACCAGAAGCUGAAGUUUCUGGAUGCCGUCUGCACCAUCUGCACCACCAGCAGCAAGCACUCCUUCCUGUGGGGCACGCUGCUGCUCUUAAAGCCUGAGCUGGCGGAGAGCCUCGAGGUGCUGCUGCAAGAGGAGCCCGUUGAUCGCCUGGACACCACGGUGCGGCAGCAAGUCAUGCUGACCAUCGCUGCCAUGAGCAGAGCGGAGCUGCUUCUGGAGGACAAGAACAGCCUCCUGGAAGCCUGCUUCUGCAGCAUCUUCCAGCUGCCUCCGCAGGACAGCCAGGGCCCCGGGGCUUGGCUCUAUGACAAGACCCUGUCUGCGAUGGACAGCAUGUUACAGGUGCUGGUGUGCAGCGCCAGAACCCUCGGCAUCCGGGAGCUGAAGAACAUCUUCAAGCUCCUGCUGCCCUUCAUCAGUUCGGAGGUGGCCGUGGUGCAGGAGAGGGCCGUGGCAUGCACUGCCCGGCUGGCCAGAUGCUUCAGCACCAAACCCCUGCCACAGCUCUGCUCCUGCUCUGUGCGAGUCCCAAAGCUCCAGUGUCAGUGCUGGAAGACUGUGGUGAUGGGGAAGCUGGUGGGGCACCUCACCCUCUGCUGCACCCACAAGGACACGGGCACCUGCCUUGCGGCUGCGGAAGCUCUCUUUAUGAUGCAUCCCUUCACCCUAAGCAGGUACCCCUGUCUGCUGAAGAGAAGGCAGCAGCAGCACCAGCAGAGCUGGGAACAGACGCACAGCCUGAAGAUGUUGAGAACCAGCGACACGAGGCACAUGUUCUCGAUGUUCACAAAGCACCUCCAGCCCUCCGAGAGGACAGAUAUCAUCCUCGUGGCCAUAAAGACCUUGGCAAAUCCAGGGGUCUACAGCGUCAGCACGGCUGCCCACAUGCUGGACAUCCUUGUGCCAGACACUAGCUUCCGCACAGGGCAGGUGAGCGGGCUGUGGUGGCACUGA